Symsagittifera roscoffensis is the source of this 573-nucleotide messenger RNA. RefSeq lists its product as uncharacterized. The record is from RefSeq and is a predicted model, not a curated record. NCBI's taxonomy places the organism in Eukaryota, Metazoa, Xenacoelomorpha, Acoela, Convolutidae. The coding region runs from base 1 to 573 and encodes 190 amino acids. The transcript has a single exon.
AUGAGAAAGGACACCUACGAGAACAGGUUGUCGGAUACAUUAGAUUCAAAUCAAUUCAGCAAAAGUAAAGGAACAAGUGAUGCGAUUGUUUUGAAGAUUGAAAGAGAAAUCAAUAAGAAGUUGUUGGCUAUGAGGAAAAAAGAUGAAAUAAGUGAGAGUCUCUACACAAGGAUGAGGUCUACUGGGGGGCAGCCCGCCAGGCUUUAUGGGUUGACGAAAGUGCAUAAAGUGAAUACCCCAUUAAGACCGGUCGUCUCCUUGCCUGGUAGCUCUUAUUAUAACUUGAACAAGGUUCUUGCUAAAUUUUUCGAGAAAAUUGAGGGCGCAAAAAUUGAAACCAACUCACUAGAUGCGAGAGAAAUCUUAGAGAGCACUAAUCUUGAGCCCAAUGAAAACUUGAUAUCUCUAGAUGUGAAGAGUUUGUACACAAAAGUUCCACUGAAAGAAGCGAUAGACAUAGCUCUGAGAAAAUUGUAUGAGCAAGUUGAACCACCAUCAAUUGCUAGGAAAACCAUGAAGAGACUGUUGAACAUGGCAGUUAGUCAAAACCAUUUCAUGUGCAAUGAAACAUGA